Messenger RNA from Ceratina calcarata, 3969 nucleotides. RefSeq names its product ribosome biogenesis protein BMS1 homolog. The record is from RefSeq and is a predicted model, not a curated record. The transcript has 2 exons. Bases 138 to 3773 code for a protein of 1211 amino acids. Gene Ontology annotation, cellular component: nucleus; 90S preribosome. Lineage: Eukaryota; Metazoa; Arthropoda; Insecta; Hymenoptera; Apidae. Gene Ontology annotation, biological process: ribosome biogenesis; maturation of SSU-rRNA from tricistronic rRNA transcript (SSU-rRNA, 5.8S rRNA, LSU-rRNA); endonucleolytic cleavage of tricistronic rRNA transcript (SSU-rRNA, 5.8S rRNA, LSU-rRNA). Gene Ontology annotation, molecular function: GTP binding; U3 snoRNA binding; GTPase activity.
UGUACUGCCAUUGAGCUAUAUAAAACAUCUAACCUAACCUCGUUUGCACUCGUCUGUCUGUGGUUGAAAGCACGUGCUGUUCGCGACACAUUUCAUCAAACGUAAAAUAUAAGUACAAUUCGUAAAGUUUAUAAAAAAUGAACGCAUCGGAGAAUGGUGUUGCUCAUAAGAGUCACAGAGAACGAAAUGCUGGACGUAAAGCAGAGAAGAAGAAGGCCAAAAAGGAUGGCCACGUUCAAGAGCUCACUGAUAAACAGAAAAACCCGAAAGCUUUCACGUUUCAUUCCGCGAUCAAAGCUGAGAGGCGAUUUAGACGUAAGCAAGAUAUAGAAACAAAGAAGCAGCAUAUACCACUGGUCGACAGGACACCCUUGGAACCUCCGCCGGUUCUGGUCGCGAUUGUCGGCCCUCCGAAAGUAGGCAAAUCUUUGUUGAUCCAAUGUCUGAUCAAGAGCUUUGUAAAACAGCCGCUUACCAAUAUACUCGGUCCUGUUACCAUCGUCGCUGGGAAAAAACGGAGAAUUACAUUCCUGGAAUGUAACAACGACAUAAACAGUAUGAUAGAUAUUGCCAAAGUAGCAGACUUAGUUCUGCUUCUGAUCGACGCAUCCUUUGGCUUUGAAAUGGAGAUAUUCGAAUUCCUGAACAUUUGCCAAGUCCACGGUAUGCCUAGGAUCAUGGGCGUUCUAACUCACCUGGACUUAAUAAAGAAUGCUAAACAGUUGAAGCGGACUAAGAAAACGUUGAAGCAGAGGUUCUGGACAGAAGUCUAUGCCGGCGCCAAAUUGUUCUAUCUAUCUGGAUUAGUCCAUGGGGAAUACUUACGUACAGAAGUGAAAAAUCUAUCUAGAUUCAUAUCUGUCAUGAAGUUCCGACCUUUGACUUGGCGCACUAUGCAUCCAUACAUUCUCGUCGACAGAGUGGAAGAUUUAACACCCCCAGAAUUGAUUAGGCAAAAUUCUAAAGUUGAUAGGACAAUCAGUUUAUAUGGGUACGUGAGAGGUAUCCCCUUGAACAAAGAAACGUCCAUACAUAUUCCGGGCUGUGGAGACCUGAAAAUGAAAGACAUCAGCUUCCUACCAGAUCCGUGCCCACUGCCGGAGGAAUUGAAGAAACGGGCUUUGUUAGAAAAGGAACGACUGAUAUAUGCACCUUUCUCUGGCGUAGGCGGCAUAGUCUACGAUAAAGACGCGGUUUACGUUGAACUUGGUGGCAGCCACUCGCACAAAGAAGAGGAAACUGGUUUGGUCGGUGCUCUAAUGGACACGCAAGAGACAUUGGAUCAAAAGUUACAACAUAGCGAGUUACAGUUGUUUAGUGAUGCUGCUCCAAUAAAGUCGCAAGAUGUUGGUGAAAAUGUAGAUCGGUACAUGGAAGAAGCUGUGAUCGAUAAUGGGAGGAUUAGAAGAAAGGUUUUAUUCUCCGAUUCCGAACUAACCAGGUCUUCUAAUAUGGAGGAUAGCGAAAAUGAAGCAACGGACAACGACGAAGAUGAGCCAGAAGAAAAUAAUGACGACUCCAUCGACAAUGAUAUCGAGUCGGAUGAAGAAAUUAAAGUUAAGGAUGUUGAUAGUAAGAAAGGUGUUAAGAGAAAAAGAAAAAAUGAAUUAGGAAACGUUAAGAAAAAAAGAAAUUCUGACUCCGAAAGUAAUGACACACCUCUUACGAAAGACUCACUGAAUGUUGAAGCAAAUAGUAUUUCAAAUGUUUAUCAUUCCCUGAGCAAAGAAUCGGAUGUCUUGAUAAAGAAUAAGAUUACCGAAGCGCUAAAUCAAUUGAAUUCAAGAUCGAGUAAAGUAGAGGAGAUGGACAUGGACGACGAAAGUUUUGAUGAGCUUAGUGACGACGAUUCACGAGCUGGAUUAGAAAUGGACGAGCUGGAAGCAGAAUCUAUGUCCGCCUCUGAGGAGGAGGAAGACAAUGAUGAAGAUGAAGACGAGGAUAAAGAAGGAAUCGCAGAUGAGCUAAAGUGGAAGACGAAUUUAGCUGCGAAAGCUAAGAAGGCAUACGAAAAUCGGCAAAGAACUAAUAAAACGAAUAUCAUGAAGCUCGUUUACGGAGUGUUCGAUAGAAAUCGUGUGCAAGAGAAGGAAGAGGAUGAGAAGGCCGAUGAAAACGAAGAAAUCGGUGGUAUUUUCCGCGUGGUUCAAGAACAGCAGAAACAAAGGAUACAAGAGCGAGAACUACAGAAUCAAGAAGAGUCUAUCUACUUCCCUGAAAGUCAGCGGGAUUGGUUAAUGGAGGAGAGUAAAGUACUCGUGAUGAAUCGUUUCGUAACCGGUAAAUGGAAAGACUCGGAAGAUGCAGAGGAACUCUUGAAAAUGGACGAUUUGGACGAGGAGGAAUUGUACGGGGACUUCGAAGAUCUGGAAACUGGGGAGAAGCAUGAAGCGUUAAAAGAGUCUAUAUCCGAUGAAAUAGAGGAGAAGAAGAAGUUGCUUGAGAAGAAACAAAAGUUAAAAGAACAGUUUAAUUUGGAGUACGACAACGGUGAAACUAAAACGUAUUACGACGAGUUAAAACUGGAAGUUGAAAAACAAGCAAAUCUUAAUAAGUCUGAAUUCGAAGGUCUGCUUGACGAUGUCAGAGUACAAUUAGAGGGUUAUCGACCUGGGAUGUACGUUCGCGUUGAAAUUGAAACUGUGCCGUGCGAACUUAUCACUCACUUGGAUCCCACGUAUCCCCUGAUCAUCGGUGGUCUUUUGCACGGCGAAGAGAACAUUGGAUACGUACAGACCCGAAUAAAAAAGCAUCGAUGGUACCCAAAGAUUCUGAAGAGCAGAGACCCGCUGAUACUUUCCGUUGGCUGGCGCCGAUUUCAGACGCUGCCAAUUUUUGCCAAACUAGAGGACAAUCUCAGAAAUAGGAUGUUGAAGUACACACCCGAGCACGUCGCCUGCAUGACUCACUUCUGGGGCCCUAUCACGCCGCAAGGUACAGGAGUUUUAGCAGUUCAAGACGUUGCAACGAGGACACCUGGAUUUCGGAUAGCGGCGACGGGUUCCAUCGUAGAGAUGGAUAAGAGCACUCAAGUAAUGAAGAAGCUGAAACUCACCGGCGUGCCGCUGAAGAUUUACAAAAAGACCGCCUUCAUUAAAGAUAUGUUCAAUUCGGCGUUGGAAGUAGCAAAGUUCGAAGGUGCCAAGAUAAAAACAGUCUCCGGCAUACGCGGACAAAUAAAGAAAGCCGUAUCGAAACCAGAAGGAUCUUUCCGAGCAACGUUCGAAGAUAAGAUUCUCUUGAGCGACAUCGUCUUCUGUCGAACUUGGUACAAAGUCGAUGUACCGAAAUUUUAUAAUCCAGUCACGUCGCUCUUAUUACCGCCCGAAGAGAAGAAUCUCUGGCAAGGGAUGAAAACGACCGGCCAGUUGAAGAGAGAGAAGAACAUACAUAUGCCGGCUAACAAAGAUUCUAUGUACACGCCUGUUGAAAGAGAGCCGAAAGUGUUCAGACCUUUGUCUAUACCUCGAAGUUUGCAGAAGGAACUACCGUAUAAAGACAAGCCGAAAUUAAUACCGGCUGGCAAGCACAAGCAGAAUAGAGUGGCUGUGAUAAGAGAACCGGAGGAAGCGAAUGUAGCCAAGUUGAUAAAGAUGAUCAAAACAAAUUACGCGUACAAGCAGAAACAACUGAAGAUAGCUACCAAACAAAGAAUACGAGCGCAUCGAGCUGAGAUUAAAGCCGUGGAAGCGCGAAAACUUAAACGACAGAAAGAGUUGAAGAAGCACGUGUUCAGGGAACUCAGUAAAUUAGAAAAGAAAAAGAAGUCUUAACGUUCGUAAGAUGUAGUGCUCCGUGAGUAAGACAACUGUUAUUUAAUUUCUUUUAUGAAGUAUUCCUACGCGUAGGAAUGUGUGUACAAAGGAGAGACCAGGCUGAAUUUGUCAAAAUAUUUGUUUUAUUGGAAACAUUUUAGAUAAGUUAUAAUGUCGUUAUAUAUUAUGAAAAUAUAUUAGCCCAUAAAAAAUA